AAACAAACGACAGCAGUUAUUGUUUUAUUAAAAGGAAAUAAGCUCUGACCCGUCGAGGCAUGGACUCCACUAGAUCCCUGAAGGUGUGCUGUGGGAUCUUACACCAAGAUGUUAGCAGCAGAUCCUUCAAGUCCUAAGCAGUAAUGUCGAGUAUCAGAGCCCCUCACACAGUGGGGUGUGAGCGAGCUCCACUGCGUGAUGUACAGAAUGAGAGAUCAGCACUGCAGCAGACUUCAUCCAGUAUUAAAGUGUGUGAGGUGCACACUGAUCAGAAGGAAAACCUCUCCAAGUCAUCCUUCAUCACCGACUCUGAUCCAAACCUGUGCAGCAGAGAUGCAAACAUCACGUUUAAGUCCUUCACAUGUGCAGGAGGAGAGGUGGAGAUCUCGGACCGAUCCAAUCUCUCAGACAGGUCUGUUCUAAUCACUCACGACUCUCCAGACGUCUCUCCUCUUAACAACACCACCGUGACACACGAGGACACCGAGGGCCAACAUGAAGAUCAUCUGUACUGCAGAUACACCACCUCCAGAACACAGGAAGACCACGCCUACUCUGACCAUCAGUCUCUGAGUCGCACAAACUCCAUCACCUUCACAUCCUUCACCUGUCCAGGAGGAGAAGUCGAGAUUGCAGGAGAUGAACCAGUUGUUGCUGAAGAGCCGGAGUUACAGAAUCUUGUUCAGAAUUUUGGAGAUGAAAGCUCUGAUGAACACACGGAGCUUCCCAGCUGCCAUUUUGAUCAUCUGUACUGUAAUACUCAAACAUCUGAGCUUACAUCUGGGAACAUGGAGGAGGAGGAGGAGGAGGAGGGUGAAGAAGGUGGUGGUGGUGGUGAGUCUGUAAACUCUGCGUCCAUCUCCAAAAACAUCACAGACAUCACCUUUAAAUCCUUCACCUGUCCUGGAGGAGAAGUUGAAAUUGCAGAAGACUCACUCGUGAAGAAUGAAUCAGAAGUGCAUAAUCCUGAAAGUGAGACCUGUGAAGAGCACACAGAGCUUCCAAGCCGCCAUUUUGAUCAUUUGUACUGUAAUAUUCAAACAUCUGAGCUGAGAUCUGGGGAGGAGGAGGAGGAUGGUGAUGAAGGUUCUGUAAUUCUUCCAGCCAUCAGCAAAAAAGCUACAGACAUCACUUUUAAAUCCUUCCCCUGUCCUGGAGAAGUUAAAAUUUCAGAAGACUUUUCACUUGUACAGAAUGAAUCACCCGUGAUGAAUCAGUCACUCAUCACUAAAGAUUCAGAAGUGCAGACUCUUCAGAGUGAGAGCUGUGGUGAUCAGACCAGGCUUCCCAGCUCUCAGUUUGAUCCUCCCUACUGUAAUGACGAACCAGAAUGUAUACCUGUUCAGGUAGACGGUUCCAUCACGCGCUCCACCAUGUUAGACGCUAACAAUCCGGGAGGAGUUGGUACUGAAAGCGACUCUUAUAGUGUCCUAAUCGGCUCCUCUGCGGUGGAGAGACGAGACGACGUAACCUUCUGCUUCUCAGGUGCUGAAGUGGAGAUCGAGAACACCUACAGAACGUCAGACGUGUCCACGCUCAUGAAGGGUUUAAAGAUCUACGAGCAGGCCGAGUCCUCGCCUAACAGUGAGUUAAGCGUAGUCUGUGCAGAAAGCGUUCUGGUUGGAGAGAAAGAUGACCAUGUUUACUGUCCAGUUGUGAGAAAUGAUCCAGAAGUGACUGGUUCUGAGACUGAUGCUCACCUCAACGUGCAGAUCUCCACUUCUGGGGUUGUAGAAAGAUCAGAAAGACCACCGAGGAGCAAGGGAUCAGAGAAUACAGAGUCUGAUGUGAUGUUUCCUGAAAGUUCUUCAGAUUCCAUAGAGGUACAAGCUGUAAGAUCUGUCCAGCAGCAAGAUCUUGACCAGCAAACGUCUGCAAAUCCUGAAGAAAAUGUGCUCGAGGAUGAAAACCCAGGACUCGGAUGUGAUGUUCAGGAAGUGUUUUCAGAUGAAAAUGGCAAAUUAUCUCAUUCCCAUCCUGGUGUUGAUGGAAUUCCUGAAAAUGUCGGUGAUUUAGAAACCCAGACUGUGCAGAACUUCAUCAGCCGAAAUGCUAACGUGUCGACCCAUGCUGAUCCUGAAAUCUUGCGUUCUGAAAGUGUAGAGAUGGAAGCUCAGAUGAAAAUGUGGAGCCACAUCAUUCUUUCUGAACCUUCCACUCCUAAACAUUCAGCACUUGGACAUCUCUGGCUUCCGGAAAGUCCCAUUCCUCCUCCGCAGCUGCACUCCACCGUACUCACCACACCGUUAACCCCGAAACCUGCCUCUGCUCCUCAGCUGCAGAAAGAGAAGGUCAUGAAGGAUCUCUCCACUGUGGGACAAGGACCUCUCCAGGACCAGCUCAGGAAAAUGGGCGAACUCUUGAUCGCAGCCUCCGGGAAAUUCUCCGCCCCGGCAGCCGUGACGCCUGUGCAGCAGCACAGCGCCUGUGUGUGGACCACGCCCACACUGCAGCAGGAACGCAGCACCAACACUUCCGCCGUCAUGGAGGAGAGGAAAGAGAUUGACGUCUCAGAUGCCUGCACUUCUACAGACUCCCUGCUCUGGAGUGUGAGUCGCAGUAAUCUGGAGUGUUUGUCCCGCUCUGAGCUGGAGCAGAAGCUGAUCUCCACUCUCAUCAUGGUGGAGGUCCUGUCUCAGCAGCUUACAUCAGCCCAGAACCAGAACCUCAAGGGCAGAACUGAGGCGAGCCCGUCCAGCCUGAGAGACCGUCUGGUCCAGACGGAGCGCACCGAGCUCAGCCAGACGGGACCAUACAGAGAGCUGUAUGUGAGUGCACUGGAGCGAAUCCAAACUCUGGAGCUCAAUCAGGAAACUUUUCACAGCUUGCACCAAGCCAUGCAGCUCAUGAACAAAACCUUGAUGAGUAUUAAAUCCGAAACAGAUGAAGCUCUCGGCAGCAUGAAGGAGCUCGAAGGCAUCGUUAAUGACGAUCAAAAAAUCCACUCCCAGCAGCUGGGGCAGAUGAAAGCUCUCUUUGCACGCUGUAUGGACAUGCUGAGGAAAAUGGAGCAGAAAAACAAAGUGUGUGUGAAGGAUAGAGAUGAUAUGAGGAAGCAGAUGGAAGAAGCUCUGGAGAAGGAAUCAAUGGUGUUGCGGGUGCUGGAACAGUUGCGUCUCCAUCACACCACACUAGUGUCCGAUCUCCAGUCUAACCUUGGAUCCCACGAGGAACUGACAGAUGCACUCACACAGACUUACCCACAGCUGGUGGAGCUGAAUAGGAUGCAUAUGGACUCUGUGACCGAAGCCAACACACUGCUGAGAGAGACGAUGGAGGAACACACACGUCUAUCAGCUGAGCUCCAUACAGCUCAGCAGCUCCUCCAGAGGACGUAUCCGUUACUGCACAAACUCCAGCACAGAGCAUCAGCUGCUGUAGAGCAGAGUCAGAAACACCAGGAGGAGAGAGACCGAGCUGUAGAGGACAGAGAACAGAUGGUGCAGCAGUUGUACGACACACACUCCAGCCUGCAGGAGGCACAUCAGCAGAUUGCAGAUCUCAACACACAGAUGACCAUCAUGAGCUCAGAGAUGGCAGUUCUGCGUGAGCAGCUGACUGAGGUAGAGGAUGAGCGCUCUCAGUUACAGAGGAAGGCCACUGAGCUCUCCGCUACAGUUUCCUCUUCUCUGGCAUCUUACACUUUCCUGGAGCAAACACUAGCCUCAGAGACCAGCAAACUGCAGCGGUCACUACACGACACUCAGGAGGCCACUGAGAGAGCUGACGGUCUUCAGGCCGCUCUGUGUGUGUGUGAGAAGAGGGUGGAGGAGUUGGAGGAGACAGUGGUGCAGAAAGAGACUCUUAUUUCUGAACUUAGCUCUGAAAUUGAUAAUCAGCGUCUGCAGCUGCGCAGACUCACGCAGGUCCAGAGUGAACUGUCCAGUGCCAAGGAAAUGAGUGAGUUCCUACAGGCGGAGAACGAGCUGACACGAGAGCAGUUAGCUGAGAGUGAGGGACUGCUGCGUUCACACCUUCAGGGAUUGAGAGAGAGAAACUUGGAGUGUGAGGACCUCAGAGUGGAGCUACAGCAACUACGUGUGGAGAAGGAGUGUGUGGAGCAGGAGCUGGUCAGUACGCGUGAUAAAGCUCGGCUCAUGCUGUUGGAUCAGGGAGAGCAGCUCGCUCAGGCCACACUGGACACCUCCCUACUGCUGCAGCGUGUGUGUGCUCUCAUCAACAGCACACACACCACUGACCACAACCACAAGAGCAGUUAUGAUCUGGUCCAGACUGACCCUUCACCCCUCUCUCAGCCCUGCAGCUCCUUCCUGAACUCGGUCAUUAACGCUCUGACUGAGGAUCAGCCAGGUGUUACAGUGCCACAUAACAACCCAGUUAGUUGUGUAGAGGAGGACCUGACUGAGACCAUGGGCAGCAGGAGCAGCGCCUUCACUCGCAUUGUCCCAGCUGAACUCCAAAACACAAACGAUGAUAAUCACAGCACCACUCUGUUGGAGUUGUUAUCAUCUCUGGGUGAGAGUGUGUCGAAACUCCACUCGGCCAUGGAGCAGCUGAAACGACACAAAGACUCUGAGAUGGACACACUGCAGAAGAGCAUGCGUGACCUGCAGGGGGAGAUGGAUGAGCAGAAGAACCUGCACAUGGCGGAGGGGGCGGAGCUUAAACAGCAAGCGGUACGCCUUAAAUGUCAGGUGGAGAAAAAUGCACAGGUGCUGCAGCAGAAGACACAGGACGAGAAAGCUCUUAGGAAGUUGUGCAGUGAGCUGGAAGAGAAGCUGGAAGCCGCACAGAAACACAGAGCUGAGAACAGCGAGCUGCGUAGGGAGGGAGCAGACCUGCGCUGUGCACUGAUGCAGUCCCAGGUGGAGGUGCAGGCUCUGAGGGCAGAGCUAAGGGCCACCAGCCAAUCAGCAUCUGGCAUGAAGGAGCUGGAGGACAGGAUCCGCCUCCUGAGGGAGGUGGAGAAGCUGAAGGCUAAUCUGAUGGAGGUUGAGGAAUCCAGAUCCAAACUCCUAGAACGAGCGAAGAGACACCAAAUGGUGCAUGCGAUGAAUCAGAGUAAACUGGAGCGUGAGCUUCACCUGCUGGACGACAUGAUCGAGACUGUGAGGAAGGCCCUCUCGUCUGUACCUGAUGUGGUAAACUCUUGUCCUGAGCUGCAGACAUUGCUGGAGUAUCUGGGCUGAGUGAAUUGUCCUUUCUUCACUAACUGACUCACUGCCACUCUUUAACCUGCAUUUCUACAUGUUUUUAAUUAAUUAUUAUUAUUAUUAUUAUUAUUAUUAUUAUUAUUAUUAUUAGAAUUAAAACUAAAAAUGACCAUGUAUAAAGACAUUUUCUAAAUAAAAG
This is a messenger RNA of Hemibagrus wyckioides, 5313 nucleotides long. It is a transcript of the gene spag5, whose product is annotated as sperm associated antigen 5. The record is from RefSeq and is a predicted model, not a curated record. Lineage: Eukaryota; Metazoa; Chordata; Actinopteri; Siluriformes; Bagridae. The transcript has 27 exons. Bases 144 to 5150 code for a protein of 1668 amino acids. Gene Ontology annotation, biological process: cell division; regulation of attachment of spindle microtubules to kinetochore.